Trypanosoma brucei brucei TREU927 is the source of this 111-nucleotide messenger RNA. RefSeq lists its product as hypothetical. The record is from RefSeq and is a predicted model, not a curated record. NCBI's taxonomy places the organism in Eukaryota, Euglenozoa, Kinetoplastea, Trypanosomatida, Trypanosomatidae. The coding region runs from base 1 to 111 and encodes 36 amino acids. The transcript has a single exon.
AUGUAUGUUAACAUACGUGAUGCUGGCGAAACAGCAGUGGGGAAAAAAGAAGAAAAGAGAAACUGGAACCGUGGCGAUAUCUUCACCCGUAUUCCGCGCCACCUUCAAUAA